Molecule: messenger RNA, 1206 nt
Organism: Acanthaster planci (crown-of-thorns starfish)
Lineage: Eukaryota; Metazoa; Echinodermata; Asteroidea; Valvatida; Acanthasteridae
Source: RefSeq, a predicted model, not a curated record
CUGUUACAUUUGGCGUCGUAGACAGGAUGGUGUGCUCAACGCUACAGCCCCUAGCCCAGUGAGGUGAGCUACGAGUUUCAGCUUCUCUGGUUGACAAGCCGAGCUAUAACUGAGGCAGCAAGUUCACUGGAGGAAGAUGGAGUUGGAGGAGCUGCGUAAGGAGCUGGAGGCCGUGAAGGCAGCACUGCAGGCCCACGAGAAGAGUGCAGUUGGCAGUUCAUCCACCCCGUCAUCCACCCCAUCAUCCACCGCGCCCAAGCAGAUCUAUGUUGCCUCAGGACGGAGAUUGGAGCGUUUCCGGAAUGCCCCAGAGAAGUCCGGAGACCCGUCCAUCCGGGAGUGGGUGAGCGAUGUCAGGGGACAACUGGCAUCCAGGCAGCUGACCACUGAAGAGGGUGCUUCGUUCAUCCUCGACCACCUUGCUGGGAAGGCCCGUCAGGAGGUACUAGGGCGAGGAGACGAGGUGGCAGCCGAACCCGAGGAAAUCUUCAGGGUACUACUAAAGGUCUUUGGGGAUGGCGACACACUCCCACAGUUGCAGCAGAAAUUUUUCUCAUACCGCCAGGGACCACAGGAAGACCUACUCACUUGUUCGCUUGAGCUGGUGGAGCUCUUCACCAGGAUGGCGAAACUAGAUGAGGCUUGUGAGGCAUCUAGAGAAAGGACACUCAAGGGCCGACUCGCGGAGGCAGUUCGCGAUGAGGGCCUACAGCGGGAGCUACGCAGGCUCAAUAUGGAAGCCCCCACCCUGUCCUUCUUUGAUGUCAGGGAUCGCGCUAUCGAGUGGCUGGGUCGGAGACAAGGAAAUCUCCGGAAGGAGGCUGCAGUGCAGGAAGUAAAGGCUGCAGAUAGUACAUGUGAUAUGAAGGCUUUACUCGAGAAGCAGGGGCAACAGCUGCAGCACCAACAGCAGCAAAUAGAUGCCCUCAUCAAGGCCCUCAGUGAGAGACCACGGGGAUGGAGUCAGCCGCAACCCCGCAGGUGCUACACUUGUCAGUCAACAGGGCAUUUGAAGCGUAACUGCCCUCACCGCCCACGUGGUAAUGGAUCUCCUUCAGAGCAAGCCCAACGAAGUAUGUUCAACCCCCGUGCUCAACAGUUUACUCCAGAGCAGUCCGUUCCCCAGCAGUCUACCCAGCCGCAGUUUGUUCCCCAGCAUCCUUCCUUCCAACAGCCAUUAAACUAGGUCGGCCUGCCAUUGUGAGC